Sinocyclocheilus anshuiensis is the source of this 1474-nucleotide messenger RNA. Its product is annotated as U7 snRNA-associated Sm-like protein LSm11. The transcript is spliced from 4 exons. Lineage: Eukaryota; Metazoa; Chordata; Actinopteri; Cypriniformes; Cyprinidae. The coding region runs from base 63 to 1025 and encodes 320 amino acids. Gene Ontology annotation, cellular component: U7 snRNP. The record is from RefSeq and is a predicted model, not a curated record. Gene Ontology annotation, biological process: mRNA 3'-end processing by stem-loop binding and cleavage. Gene Ontology annotation, molecular function: U7 snRNA binding.
CAUCGGUGGCUUCACACUGAUAAGUUACCCAUGAUUCUCCGCAGUCUGCGGCUCAUUCAAAAAUGGAGGAGGGUGAGAGAGAGUCAGAAAAUGAGCGCCGUUCAGGACCUUCCCAAACAUCUGACCAGCAAACCACCACCGAGACCCGCAGACAAAAACUAGAAACUGACGAAGAUGAUAUCGAAACUAAGCUGGACAUCAGCUCGGAUAAGUUUGACCCUCUGCUCGCUCUGUAUUCCCCACAGGUGCCAUUGCCUUACCCCAGUAUCAAGUGCUUUAAUAACAUCGCGGAAUAUGAGAGCUUCAUGAAAGGCGGUCGAGGCCGAGCGAAACCCGAAAACGUGGAGAAAAGACUCCGAAAAGCACAGAAGGGUAAAGCAGACCCAGAGAGGAUAGAAAGGCUGAAGAGACUCAUGGUAAACAACCCGGUUGAGGAGGAGGGAGAGGGAAGCGGAGUCAAGCGACCGCCUCGACAGCGAAAAGCGGCCAAAAAUGUGCUUACCAGAAUGCCACUGCACACAGGCAGUCCAUUAGGAGAGCUGAACAGAUGUGUUCAGGAGAAAAUCAGAGUCAAGGUUCACAUCCGGACCUUUAAAGGGCUCCGAGGAGUGUGUUCUGGCUUUGUGGUGGCAUUUGAUAAGUUUUGGAACCUGGCAAUGGUGGAUGUGGAUGAAACAUACAGGGAGCCACUUCUGGGACAAGCUCUUUAUCAUGAGAAAGCACUUACUGUCACGAGGCUAUUUGAAAAAUUAAAAGUUCAAGAGACCGUGGCUCUCAGCGCGGUUGGGAAGAAGUCAGAGCUACACAGUAGUUCAUCUCAUCUCACAGACCAAACCAGGAGAACCGACCCCAAACAUACCCAGGAGAGAUCUGAACACUCUGAGAAAGACAAGACCACAUUAAAAGCGACACAAAAGUCUGAAAACAAGCCUAAAGUGGAGUAUGGAAGAGUGCACACACGUCAUGUCAAUCAGCUUUUUAUACGAGGAGAAAACAUUCUUCUUGUGAACAUACAGCAGGACUAAAGACUAGCCAGAUGAAAUAUUUGUUUUGUUUACUUUUUAUGGAGAUCACUCAGAAAGGUUUUGUAAAAUGAGUAUCAUAUUGAUAUGUAUAUCAACAGAUGAAAAUAAUAUGUUAAAAGCUGAGUAAAAUUAACUCUUUUUAAUUGUGGUUGGUUGUUGUUUGAGUGAAGGUCACAUACUCGACGCACGCUGUUUGUGUUUGCUUUGAAUGACCACUAGGGGGAAGUAAGACACUGAUGCACUGUAAGCAUUAACAUUGCACAUCGAGUCUAAUUUUGUUGUAUUUUAACAAAUUAUCAGAGGGGAAAUGGCAAUAUAUUUAAGACAGCUUUGCUGAUAUUCACUUCACUGUUCUGUUAAAAUGAAAGUCAAUCUGUCAACCCCACUAAAACGGCCAGCCAAUACACACUCUUAUUUUCAUGUCAAACAGUAUUUUCUAUUUAGACAUU